This is a messenger RNA of Podospora bellae-mahoneyi, 255 nucleotides long. RefSeq names its product 40S ribosomal protein S21. The transcript has 2 exons. NCBI's taxonomy places the organism in Eukaryota, Fungi, Ascomycota, Sordariomycetes, Sordariales, Podosporaceae. Bases 1 to 255 code for a protein of 84 amino acids. Gene Ontology annotation, biological process: endonucleolytic cleavage in ITS1 to separate SSU-rRNA from 5.8S rRNA and LSU-rRNA from tricistronic rRNA transcript (SSU-rRNA, 5.8S rRNA, LSU-rRNA); translation; endonucleolytic cleavage to generate mature 3'-end of SSU-rRNA from (SSU-rRNA, 5.8S rRNA, LSU-rRNA). The record is from RefSeq and is a predicted model, not a curated record. Gene Ontology annotation, cellular component: ribosome; cytosolic small ribosomal subunit. Gene Ontology annotation, molecular function: structural constituent of ribosome.
AUGGAGAACGACAAGGAGAGAUCUUACGUCCCCCGCAAGUGCUCUGCGACGGGCCGCAUCAUCAAGGCCAAGGACCACGGUUCUUGCCAGAUCACCAUCGCCAAGGUCGACGAGAACGGCCGGGCCAUCCAGGGCGAGAACGUCAUCUAUGCUCUCUCCGGUUUCGUUCGCGCCAUGGGCGAGAGCGACGAUGCUCUGAACAGACUUGCUCAGCGUGACGGUCUCCUCAAGAACGUCUGGUCUGCCCAGAGAUAA